AUGUCUUCGACUACCCACUUCUCCGACCCCGAGGGCUUCCAACAACAGUCGGACAAUUUCAUUUCCUGGCUGCAAGCAACUCCAGGAGUGAAAUUAAACCCCAACCUCAGACUUGCAGAUCUCAGAGCAAGCGGUGCAGGACGAGGUGUCGUGGCACAGAGCAACAUCCCUGAAGGUGAAGAACUCUUCUCGAUCCCGCGCGGCCUAGUCCUCGCCGUCCAAAACUCCGAGCUGAAGACCCUGCUCGGUCAGGAUGUUGAGCAGCUCGGUCCGUGGCUUUCUCUCAUGUUGGUUAUGCUGUAUGAAUAUCUGCAGGGAGAGAAGUCAAAAUGGGCUCCUUAUUUCCGGGUCUUACCUUCUCGUUUUGAUACCCUGAUGUUUUGGUCGCCUGCUGAGCUGCAGGAGUUGCAAGCUAGUACCAUCGUGGAGAAGAUUGGCAGAGAGGGUGCUGAGCAGUCCAUCUUGGAGAUGAUUGCUCCUGUUGUUAGAGGAAACCCGGCUCUCUUCCCACCUGCCCAUGGUGUGGCUUCUUUUGAUGGUGAUGCCGGUGCUGCUGCUCUGCUUGAGCUUGCUCAUGUCAUGGGGUCGUUGAUCAUGGCUUAUGCCUUUGAUAUUGAAAAGGCUGAGGAUGACGAUGAUGAAGGAGAGGCUGCUGAUGACAGCUACAUGACCGAUGAUGAGGAGGAACAACUUCCCAAGGGCAUGGUUCCGCUCGCUGAUCUCCUUAACGCUGACGCGGACCGAAACAACGCCCGUCUAUACCAAGAGGAAGGAAAUUUAGUCAUGAAGGCAAUCAAGCCAAUCCAACAAGGCGAGGAAAUCUUCAACGACUACGGAGAAAUUCCGCGCGCAGACCUCCUCCGUCGGUACGGCUAUGUAACCGAAAACUACGCCCAAUACGACGUAGUCGAGUUGUCCCUGAGCAGCAUCUGCCAGGCUGCAGGUCUUGGAAACGCCGAUAUUGAGUCCCAACCCCGGCUCCAAUUCCUCGAUGAACACGACAUUCUCGACGACGGCUAUGUGAUCCCCAGACCGGUCAACGCCAACCCAUCUUUGGAAGAUAUUCUCCCUGCUGAGCUGGUGAUCCUCUUGACUACUCUUGCUCUCCCUGAAGAGGAGUUCAAGCAGCGUCAGUCUAAGAACAAGCCUCCCAAGCCGGCAUUCGAAGCCCACCAAGCUGCCAUUUUGACUAGAGCUUUGCAGACCCAGCAGGCACAAUAUGCAUCGUCUUUGGCACAAGAUGCUCAGCUUUUGGCCUCGCUUCCUCCUUUGGAUAUGUCUGUCGCCUCGGAUACCUCGUCUCGCCGAGCCAGGAUGGCACUCCAGGUGCGCAUUGGAGAGAAGGAAGUCCUGCAGGCUGUCCUCGGCAUGUUGGAGCCCACAGCCACUGGAUCAUUGAAGCGCCCCGCUAAUGGCGAUGACGGUGAUUCACGACAAUUCAAGACCCAGCGGAUGUGA
This is a messenger RNA of Penicillium arizonense, 1458 nucleotides long. RefSeq names its product ribosomal lysine N-methyltransferase. Gene Ontology annotation, molecular function: protein-lysine N-methyltransferase activity; protein binding. Gene Ontology annotation, biological process: peptidyl-lysine monomethylation. Gene Ontology annotation, cellular component: nucleus. The transcript is spliced from 3 exons. NCBI's taxonomy places the organism in Eukaryota, Fungi, Ascomycota, Eurotiomycetes, Eurotiales, Aspergillaceae. The record is from RefSeq and is a predicted model, not a curated record. Bases 1 to 1458 code for a protein of 485 amino acids.